AUGGAGGGUGUGAAGGGGUUCUUUCUUAUUGUCUCGCUGCUCUCUUCUGUAUUCAUGUUUGUGCAGUGCUCGCGGGAAUCAAACUUCGGACUUCAACUUUUUACCCAGCAGAAUGGCGACCCUUCUGUCGUGAAGCAUUUCGAUCUGAAGCGAUACACGGGGCGCUGGUACGAGAUUGCCGCCUUUCCGUCGCUCUUCGAGAAGAAGAACGCCGUGGACACGAGGGCCACGUACACCCUGAAUGAGGACGGGACCCUGAAGGUGCUGAACGAGGGCUGGGUCAACGGCAAGAGGGACUACAUCGAGGGCACCGCCUACAAGGCCGACCCGAGCAGCGACGAGGCCAAGCUCAAAGUGAAGUUCUACGUGCCCCAGCUACCCAUCAUCCCUGUGGUGGGCGACUACUGGGUCUUGUACAUUGACGCUGAUUAUCAGCAUGCUGUCAUCGGUCAGCCCGGCAGGCAGUUACUUUGGAUAAUCAGCAGAAAGAGUCACAUAGAUGAUAAAAUCUACAAUCAGCUCGUUCAGAAGGCUGCCGAUGAAGGGUUUGAUGUGAGCAAGCUCCACAAGACUCCACAGAGCAAGACUCCCCCGCCGCAGUAA
This is a messenger RNA of Eucalyptus grandis, 603 nucleotides long. Its product is annotated as temperature-induced lipocalin-1. NCBI's taxonomy places the organism in Eukaryota, Viridiplantae, Streptophyta, Magnoliopsida, Myrtales, Myrtaceae. The record is from RefSeq and is a predicted model, not a curated record.